UAUGCAUCUCCCUCUUUGAUUCUUGCAAAAUCACAGGGCCACUUCUUCUCCAACCAGGCAAACGAAACCAACUUGGUGACUGGCUUUGUUCUCUUGGGCUUCCCAUCCCUCUCAUGGUCAUUCCACCUGCUGCUUUGCUCUCUGCUCUCCACCUGCUAUGUCUUCACCUUAUUGGGCAACCUGUGCAUCGUGUGGGCUGUCCUCUGGGACUCUCGCCUCACCCGCCUCCCCAUGUACAUCCUCCUGGGCAACUUUUCAGGGCUGGAGAUGUGCUACGUAACCACCACGGUGCCCCGGAUGUUGUCAGAUCUAGUGUCCCUGCAGCCAAGCAUCAUCUCCUUCCAAGGCUGCUUUCUCCAAUUCUACUUCUUCUUUUCUAUGGGGACCACCGAGAGCUUCCUCCUUGCUGCAAUGGCCUUGGAUCGCUACUUGGCCAUCUCCCACCCAUUGCGUUAUCCUAUCCUUAUGUCACCACGGUUUUGUGUCAACUUGGCAGCAUCCUGCUGGGUCUCUGGGUUCAUUUGGUUCUUGGUGCCCAUUGUGUUGAUUUCCCAGCUCCGUUUCUGUGGCUCCAAUCUCCUCGACCAUUUUAUCUGCGACCCAGGACCACUGCUGUCUGCGUCCUGCUCUCCAGCUCCCCGCACGGAGUUGGCUUUCUACAGCCUCAGCUCCAUUGCUAUCUUUGGCCCAUUCCUUUUCAUCGUGGGAUCCUACACCGCAGUCCUACGGGCAGUGAUGAGGUUGUCUUCCACCGUGAAGAGGAAGAAGGCCUUUUCCACCUGCACCUCCCACCUGGCCGUGGUGAGCCUUUUCUACGGAUCCAUCAUGGUCACCUACGUCGCCCCCGAAGCUUCUGGAGGCAGCAACAAAGUGGUGACCCUCUUCUAUUCAGUGGUGACCCCUCUGCUCAACCCACUCAUCUACAGCCUGAGGAACAAGGAGAUGAAGGAUGCCCUAAGGAGGACAAUACUGGGGGGAAAUUAGAUGCAAUGAUCCGGGGAUGGUUGAUGUGGACCUUGGCCAGAAAAUCA
This is a messenger RNA of Anolis sagrei ordinatus, 1031 nucleotides long. RefSeq names its product olfactory receptor 11G2-like. Gene Ontology annotation, cellular component: membrane. NCBI's taxonomy places the organism in Eukaryota, Metazoa, Chordata, Lepidosauria, Squamata, Anolidae. The record is from RefSeq and is a predicted model, not a curated record. Gene Ontology annotation, biological process: G protein-coupled receptor signaling pathway. Gene Ontology annotation, molecular function: olfactory receptor activity; G protein-coupled receptor activity.